CCAAUGAGCGGCGCUCUGCGCAUCGGUGCGGGCCCAGUGUUCGCGGGAAACAGAGGAUCUUCGGGCUUCUAUCGACACAAGGCUUGAUUUUACACUAAAAUAUACUUGCUAAACGAUAUAUCAGGAAAACCAGGUGUAUUUUACAUUGAACAAACCCGCUGCCACUCGAUAAAUCUCUGUUAUUUCUUUAAUACCGCCAGAGACGCUAACAAUGCUAGUUAGCUAACCGUGCGGGGCUGGACGUUGAACGGUGAUGCUACUUGACAAAAAAAAGCCUCAAGAGGAACACGAAGCUUUGACUUUCUGCUGAAAAUACACGUACAGACAAAAUGAGCAUGUUCAAUUUAGAUCGUUUUCGGUUUGACAAGAAUGAAAAGGCCCCCAAGAAAGAAGCUGAGACUAAAGAAGAGCCCAAAAGCCCCGAUUCUGAGAAGGAAAACAAGCCAGCCAAAACAACCCCAUCCAAGCCCGUGUCGACAGGAGUGGUUUUUCUGGAUUCAGACAGCGAUGAAAAUGAUGACAUCGUGUUCGUGUCAGAAGUGGCAUCACCAAAUUCCAAAAAAUCUGUAACAACAAAAUCUGCGGACUCUUCUAAACCAACCACAAAGGGUUCAAAGGGCUCUACUUCUUCUCAUCUCGAAGAGAAAAUCAAAAAGUUGCUGGCAAUGUUUCCUCAGUUAAACAGAGAACAAGUUACAGAGGUGAUUGGAAGCACAAGCACUCUGGAUGGAGCCAUCGCUACAUGUUUACUAAAAUAUGGUGACAAAGACCGGGGUGCGAAGAGGAAGGCGGACGGGUCCUCAAGUUCUCAAGACAGUGAUAAUCAACCAGCAAAAAAGAAGAAGUCAUCAGAGGUUGAUCUUGAAGAUUGGAAUAAUCAAGAGGCUAUGGUCAGACGACUGCAGAAGAAGUUUCCUGACCAAGAUAAAGAAGAGCUCCGGUCAGUGCUUGAAGAACAUGAUUGGAAAUAUUCAGAUGCUCUUCAAGUACUGCAGAUGUUCGCCGACCCAGAAAAUACCAGCAGCAGUUCACAGGAGUCCAGUAAAGCUAAAAAAUCCACAGUUAAAGAGGAGAGUGACAGUGACAGUGAUAGCAACAUUACAGUGAACAGUGAGGACGAUGAAGUUUCUUUUGUUUCAGAAACCAAAAUGGCUCCAAUUUUCAAUUCAAAGCUCCAAUCUAAAAGCAAAGUAAGUCAUAAAAAUAAUUCCACAGCCAUAGAUUCCCGUAAAGCCAAAACUGAUGAAGGCAAUACGGAUGGUGAAAAUUCAGAUGAACCCACUUCAGAUGCCACAAAAGACAGUUCGGAUUCAGAAUUGGAUGAGAGACGAGUGGGGGAAAAAAGGCAAAAAAACACAAAACUGUCCCAAGAAACGAAACCAAAACAAUCUGUAGUGACCAGACUAACUAGUGCCAUCAGUGUAGCCAAGAAAGCUGCAGAGGAGCGGAAGAAGCGUGUCCAGGCCAAAGCCAAAGAAGUCAGCUCUGAGGUGGAAGAAGAUUACGAUGAAGAGGAUGAGGACGAUAGCGAGUUUGACGAUUCUGACGAAGAACUUGACACCAAAAAGGGCCCGACCGACGUGAAGACGGAAAUACUCAACUUCUUCAACGAGGCUACUGUAGAUGAGUUGACUCUGAUCUCCGGCUGCUCUGUGAAGAAAGCACAAAAGAUCACGGACCUGAGGCCCUUUGACAGCUGGGACAGUCUGGGGGACCUCAUUCAUAAAGACAAUGGACUUUCAGAAGACUUACUGUUGGGUUGUAAAAUUGUCCUCAAAGAGCGGAAGGUGGUGCUCGGUCUCAUGUCUAAAUGUGAGACGAUUUCUUCAAAGCUGAUCAAACAAGUCUCAGUGGUGAUAAAGAGUGACACUCCCCCCGAACAGCCUCAGCUUCUCGGCCCGCAUCUCAGUUUGAAACCCUAUCAGCUCAUCGGUCUGAAGUGGCUGAUGCUUUUGAACGAACACAAACUGAGCUGUAUCCUGGCAGAUGAAAUGGGUUUGGGGAAAACUAUUCAGGCCAUAGCAUUUCUGGCUCAGCUUUAUGAAAAUGGAGAUACAGGGCCACACCUCAUCGUUGUCCCAUCCUCUACACUGGAUAACUGGGACAGAGAACUGAAAAUGUGGUGCCCAACACUCAAUGUUACAGUUUAUUAUGGUUCUGCAGAGGACCGACGUUACCUCAAAUAUGACAUAUUGAACGGUGAAAUCGAGUUUGACGUCAUAUUGACAACAUAUAAUGUUGCCAUUGGAAACGACAGUGACCGGAGUCUUUUCCGCAAACUGCGCCUCGUCUAUGCCAUAUUUGAUGAAGGUCAUAUGCUGAAGAACAUGAACUCUCUGCGAUAUCGUCAUCUCAUGGCUAUUAAUGCUCAACAUCGUGUGCUGCUCACUGGGACCCCUGUACAGAACAACCUCCUGGAGCUCAUGUCUCUGCUUAACUUCAUCAUGCCCUCAAUGUUCUCAGACUCCACCUCGCAGCUCUCAAAGAUGUUCUCCCUGAAAUCCUCAGAGGGAGAGAGUAAAUUUGAAAGACAACGCAUUUCUCAAGCCAAACGAAUCAUGAAACCGUUUAUCCUCCGCAGAGUUAAAGCUGAGGUCCUCAAACAGCUCCCUGCCAAAGAGGAAAGAGUUGACUACUGUGCCAUGAGUGAGAAACAGGAAGAACUGUACAAAGACCUUUUCAGAAAACUCAAACAAGCAGAUCCAACUGAGAAGCGUGAGAUGUGUAAUGCAAUGAUGCAGCUCAGGAAAAUGGCCAAUCACCCGCUUCUUCAUCGUCAGUAUUACACCACAGCGAAACUCAAAGCCAUGAGUAAACUAAUGCUGAAGGAGCCCACACAUUUUGAUGCUGACGCUGCUUUGAUUCAAGAAGACAUGGAGGUGAUGUCGGACUUUGAGUUGCAUAAUCUGUGCAAACGGUACAGCUCCAUCAGCUCCUACCAGCUAGAGACAGAUAUUGUACUGGACUCAGGGAAGUUUAAACACCUCGCCGGACUGCUGAGUGAAAUGAAAGAAAAGGGCGACCGUGUGGUGUUGUUCAGUCAGUUCACGAUGAUGUUGGACAUUGUGGAGGUUUUUCUAAAGCACCAUAAACACGGAUACGUUCGCCUGGAUGGAUCCACGCCUAUUGCAGACAGGAUUGUGUUGAUUGACAAGUACAACACCGACAAAGAUGUAUUUGUGUUCCUGUUGUCAACCCGAGCCGGAGGUCUGGGCAUUAACCUCACCUCCGCCAAUGUGGUGAUCCUUCACGACAUCGACUGUAACCCCUACAACGACAAACAGGCAGAGGAUCGCUGUCAUCGGGUGGGACAGACCAAGACUGUGCAGGUGAUCAAACUCAUCAGUAAAGACACUAUAGAAGCUUGCAUUCUUCAGCUGGGUCUGAGGAAACUCAAACUGGAGCAGGACAUGACUGCAGCAGACACAACUGUGGAGGGGACCAUCCCAGAAGACAUGGCCUCACUGCUCAAAGCUACACUGGGACUGUGACACAGAACAUUACUUGAGAAAGGAAGUGACUUUCCUGUAAAUGAAUUUGUUACACUGGAACAAACCUAAAGACCAAAUGCUGCAGUUCCUUGUACCAUUCAAACUGUGCCUGAACUGAAAACUGCAACUAAAAACACUACCAACCUUUUUCCAGUGAAUAGUUUACACAUCCUUUCAGUGACUUACACUCUAUGGUUUGUGCAUUUAUUUGUUUGUAUAGUAAUGCUGAAAACGGUUACAAACAAGCAAUGACACUAGGAACAUUUUGGUUUAAUUUUGAAACCACAGGAUGUAACUUUCUAGCCAACAAAUAGACUAAAAUAAAAGCAUCCAGUUUUAUUGCACUUAACAUAGAAAAACAUGUGUUCUUUCCAUGAGCAGGCUUUUGUCUUCACAAACCUGACUCUUAUUUGGCCUGAAGGAGGGCCGUCUCCUGCUUGUCUCCAUUAAACAUAUUUAUCUCCAUGGAGGAUGUUGCAAAGUAUGAUUUUAACUUUCUGUUUCUAUGGAAUUAAGCUGGUGACGUCCCAUUACUGGAAAGUUAGACUAAAUUAGGGAUUUGCUGCAGUCUACACUUUGUUGCGGUCUACACUUUGCUAACCCAAGUGUAAAUAAGUCUAAAAGAGUAAUGAUAUCAUACCACCACUUGAGAAUUGUGAAAGACUUGUUAGGGCAAUAUACAAUAUAAUUUAGGCUCAGAUGCUUUGCCAGCAAAUUUUGUUUGUUUUUGGUGGUUUGAAAACCACUAAAUUUUUAUGUAUGUGUACGAUAUUCAGCCAUAUUUACUCAUGUCUAGUAUGUUUUUUCCAUGUAGUUUCCGUUAUGUACAAUAUGAAGUUUUCUAAAAUAUGUCGUAAAAAAAAAAAAACUUGAAACAUCAACUCUGGAUACCUCGUGUUUGACAAGUACCUUUUUAUACAAGCAGAAUGUGCUCUGAUACAGUGCUUAGUAUUUUUACAUGUCAAGAAAGCGUCUCUGACAGAAAGACUGCUGUUGCCCUCAGUGGCUUUGUAAUGUCGAACUGUUUCCUGUUUUUUAUGUAUGUUAAACUGAAGUAAUAAACAUUUCACUGUUUUUCUUUA
This is a messenger RNA of Boleophthalmus pectinirostris (great blue-spotted mudskipper), 4573 nucleotides long. It is a transcript of the gene smarcad1a, whose product is annotated as SWI/SNF-related, matrix-associated actin-dependent regulator of chromatin, subfamily a, containing DEAD/H box 1 a. Gene Ontology annotation, molecular function: DNA binding; ATP binding; chromatin binding. The record is from RefSeq and is a predicted model, not a curated record. Bases 330 to 3491 code for a protein of 1053 amino acids. Gene Ontology annotation, cellular component: nucleus. The transcript has 23 exons. NCBI's taxonomy places the organism in Eukaryota, Metazoa, Chordata, Actinopteri, Gobiiformes, Gobiidae.